AUGGAGGAUAUCAGACAUGAGGAACCGAUAUUUGACCUCGCUUCUGAAUGUGAGAAGUUGUUUGCUUCGCAGAUUUCAGCAUUAAAUGGCCGUAACGAGGCAAACGGCGCAAAAUGCCUGGGGGAGCUGAAUCACCGGUUUGCCGCUUGGGCGGGCUUCUUAGGAGUCUUCGCUGAAUCGAGUGUGUGUUUGGACCGCAGACUCAGGCACCAUGCUGAGAUCCAAGACCAAGUGCUCCGGCUUCUGGAUAUCAUGCGCAGGAAUUUAACAUACGUACUUGAACGGGAUGGUGACUCCCCUGAUCGCAUGCAAAUUCAAUUAUCUGACCGCAACAGAAGAAAUGGGGAAAAUAUGAAAAAUUUGAACGAAUUUCAAUUUGCCCAGCCGCUUCGCGUGAAUAUCUCUAGCUUGGAGGCAAUUUCGGGCGCUGUAGAACGCCUCAACCAUCUUGGAAUUGCAAUACGACAGUCCUCAGUGACAAGCCAAAUGACAAAGGCCAGAAAAUUUGCGGAGACAUUCAACUUCACUUCUUUCGAAGAAGUAGCGUAUCUAUCUCUCAGAACACUCUAUAGCAACGCAAGUGAAAGCCUUCUUGAACAACUUACCCGGUCCAUGAUGGAGACGUAUGCUUUGUUUCUUCAUCGCAAAUCUCGCCAAACGCGGCUUCAAGCUCCUCGAUCACUCCCGCUUACGCCAAUACCGCUAUCCGCUAUCACCGAGGAGCCGAUUGCUGAUAUGGAUGGGGGAGAUCCCAUGGAGAUUGACGGACAAGUACACCUACCUCAGCCAAGCAAGGACUUGACUUCUAUUAGGAUAUUUCGAUCGCGCCCAGCCCAACCGGUUCGCACGAUAGCUCAGUCUGAACCGACCUCCGUAGACAGUCACGAAUUCAGAGCAAGGAUCAGGAAAAAGCUGAAUCCUUCGAUUAAAAGCAAGACAAUGUCCAUCCUGGCCAACCAUGCAGAUUACCCCCAGCCGGCCAAAGGAAGCUUGACUUGUGAAUGGUGCUUUAGUCCUAUCGUAGCUAGUUUAUUGGAGGGACCAAAUUGGCGGCAACAUGUGAAUGAAGACCAUGAACCUUAUGUGUGCAUCUCUGAGAAAUGCUCCGAGGCGCUACCCAGAUUUGCGACUUCGACCCAGUGGUUCCAGCACAUGCUCACAAUUCAUGACAGGAACUGGCACCGGGAAGUGCAUGCACCGUCCUCGUGGUCUUGUCCUUUGUGUGUCGAUGAAGAUGCUACUUUUCCUAAGUCGGACGAUUUAACUGCCCAUCUUAUUGAUUUUCAUGAAGGAACCUUUACCAGGCCACAGAUCGAUGCCAUCGUGCACCAAAGCCGGUUUCGUACCUCUCGCCCUCAGGAUACGUGCCCUCUCUGCUGUUUGCCCAUGAAGACCCAGCUGGACCUUUCAUCUAAGGAAAAAGGAGAUGAUAAUGGAGAUCCGUGUCCUAAGGAAACGACCCAUGAGGAAAACGUUGGACAUAAACGAAUCAAAACAGAGACCGGCCGGGCUCAGCCCGACCAUAACGAAGGAGAUACCCUUGAAUUGAAAGCAAAACUGAAACCAAAUACCCUGGUCGACCGGUCUAUUAGCAAAUCCCUUUCUGUCGAAGUGGUUGGGAGCCAUAUAGCAGCACAUCUCCAAGGCAUAAUGCUUCUCACAUUGCGCUUGAUAUCAAUAGAUAUUGGGAUUGACGUUUCAGCAGAUAAUCAAAGUACAUCUGGCGGUACUGACCAUAAUUCAUCCUGGGUUAGCUCAAGCAAGGGAGACCCGGGUCAGGAUAUGGGCAAGAUAGAACACUUCCCGCAACCAAUAAAUGAUGAUAAUGACCCAGGCGAUGACAUUCCUUUCGAAGAUGUGGUCCCAGACUCAGAAUAUACCAAUUGGCACAACGUUCCCCGCGCUCAUGAUGAUCUGUUGGAAGAAAAUAUUCUAGAGAAUGAGCUGAUUCGCUUAGGAAUCGUUCAGCCACGCCCAUAUGGGUCAAAGCAUUCCUUACCAUCGCGAGCCGUUCAGAGUGAGGAUAAAUUGAAAAUAUUACAGAAAAAUAGGUCUCGUCUCGGGGUCAUUCAAAAAAUCGUGGAUGCUGAGGUCCGUUUUACAAGGGAAAUGACAAUCGUUAAUGAAAUUUACAAGGCUUCGUCUAGUGCCUGUUUGGAGCUUUCCGCAGAUGACGUGAAAGUCCUAUUUGGGAACUCGGAGGAAGUGUUAAGCUUUUCUUCGGGCUUCCAAACGGCACUUAAGAAAGCUGCUGAGAGUGCGUUCACGCCACGAGAAUCACGUAAUAUAGAGACCACCAAACUACACGGUGACGAUGAGGCUUCAGAGAAAUCACAUACAACAGAAUUGGAUUUUUCUACGUUUAUCGGUAGAGCUUUCAUGGAACAUCUUCCUCACAUGGAAAAGGUCUAUUGGCGAUAUCUGAAGAACAACGAUGCAGCCAAUAAUAGACUCAGGACUUUGCAGAGCAAUAGCAAGGUUUCGAACUGGCUUACUGAAUGUUAUGAAGGUUCGUUUGACAUGACAACGGCAGGUCUUGACUCACUACUCAUCAGACCUGCGCAACAUCUCUUACAGUAUUCAAUAUUAUUGGACGAGCUUCUUCAGUGGACGCCGAGUGAUCACCCGGAUUGGACCUGUCUUACUGAGGCGGUUUUCAAGCUCAAAAGUCUUCCUGCUCAUAUCGAUGCUGUAAAGAAGCGAGAUGACAUUGUAAACCAGACUGUUAACCAAAAGCGCAAAACACUGGAUGUGAAAGCGGGAUUGAACAGGGCAUUUGGACGACGCACAGCUACACUUGCAGAUAUAUCCGAUCCAGAGAAAGAGUUUAGAGAUAAGGAUUGUGAUGUUUUGACUCAAAAAUUGGGCGAGAGCUUCUUCCAGAUGCAGCUUGUGAUGAUGGACGUAAAGAAGUAUACGGCUGAAGUUCAGAGCUCGACUGACCGUCUCAAGCAGAUUGUUAGUGCAAUUGCGGAAUUCGUCUCCGUGAUGCCAACGAAUUAUCCAGGCCUGGUGAGCAAAUGGGUGCGCUGGAGAUCUUGUAUGCAAGGUAUCAUAUCAGGAGCUCUGGUCGAUCAUAUCACUUUAGUUCGAACGACAAUUAUUGAACCGUUAGAUGCAGCUCUUAAGCUUCAUAGUAAACCCCAGGCGGUCAGCCAGGAGCGCACCAUGCGGUUUCCACAAUACGUCCGCUUCAAGGUUGCUAAAGGACGAAAUAUCAAACUAGAUAAAAAGACCACAGAGAAAGCCCAGCAGUUUAUCGCAUUGAAUGAGACUCUUAAAGAUGAACUCCCGAAAUUCUUUACUCUCUGCGCUCGAUUGGUGGAGACGUGCUUAAAGAAUCUUGUUCACAUCCAAAAUGGCUGGUUCCGGCAGCUGGAGACUGAACUUGGCACUGUUAUCGAUUCACCCCCAGUCGAUAUCCCAGCGAUCAUCCAUGAAUGGUCAGCCGACUUUAGCUUUGCGGAAGCUCAAGUUCUUUCGCUUGGGAUGUGCAACGGUUCCAUUUUGGCUGAACAGCCCAAUUCACUUAACCCCCUUAGCAGAAUCAACACGGGCUCAACGGAAGCAAUAAGCAGCCCGUCCCGGCGACCUUCUACCGCCAACAGCCGCAGCGUGCGUGAUCCAGUUUCUCGAUCUCGACCAUCUUACCGAAUACCAGAUCUCCUCUUUGGCGAAGUAGGGGGCCCGUCAUCAUUUGACCCUGCUGCAUCUUCGCGGAUGAGCACGGACACCACAUCCAGCCUGCCAAAGUUGACUCUCGAUACUCCAUUCUCAGUCGAAUUCCCUGACUCCUCAAUCAAGCCAAGAGAUAGUUUGCCCAAGCAACGGUCUGGUCAAUAUUUUGAGUCAUCUUCGCGAUCGCUAGCGGGAGGCAAACUGCAGACAGACAAGGGAUUGUCGGAAAGCAACAGGGAGCGGUCUCCGGCAGAACCUGAGGACGGGUUCGAGGUCCUAUUUAUCGUUGCCAGUAUCUUUGAAUUCCAUAAUUCUCGUGCGUCACAGGUUGUCUCUGGAUACCAGUAUCUGCAGUAUGACGCAGGCGAGGUUUUUGACGUAUUUGCCGAAAAAGGGGAGUUAUGGCUUGCCAGGAACCAGGAUGAUCCCGAUCGUAUGAUUGGUUGGAUAUGGACCAAGCAUUUUGCUAAACUCUCACAAUGCUGA
Molecule: messenger RNA, 4164 nt
Organism: Paracoccidioides brasiliensis Pb18
Exons: 4
Coding region: 1-4164 (1387 amino acids)
Molecular function (GO): guanyl-nucleotide exchange factor activity
Source: RefSeq, a predicted model, not a curated record